Durusdinium trenchii is the source of this 5996-nucleotide messenger RNA. The record is from the annotation of a GenBank genome assembly. Lineage: Eukaryota; Dinophyceae; Suessiales; Symbiodiniaceae.
GACAGAUCUGAGCACGCUGUUUCAUGCCUUUCGUCAAACACAUUUGGGCAAAAGUACGCAAACGUCUCAAAAGCAGAUGCCUUGACUUCUUUCAUUUUGGCUCAGCGGCAGUUUCAUGAAGUUUCAAGAAGUUUUAUGGCAAGGCCAUGAUUGUUUUCAAGGCUCACUUUCUUCUACCACUGUUGCAGCUCUCAGCAGUGGCCGUUCCAGAACGAGGCCUCAAGGUCAGUCACCACUCCGACGGCCUUGUCGUGCGGAGGCUUUCCGAUGAUCCAUUGCACACUCUCCAUACGGUCGAGACGUUGAACAUGGAAGCUUCUCUGGUUGUUCUGGAGUUUGUGCACGUUGCUCGCGGUGGUUACACGUCCAGCAGCUUCAGUAGUUUGCUUACUGCAAUUGAGAUGACGCAGAGUGAUUUAACCACAGGCAACCCAAGCAAGCAUUUGGUAGCGCCACCAAAUGCGGAAACAGCUGCGCAGUUGCAGCACGUUGUAGACACCACAAACUCAAUGCACGCAUUUCUUCGUGGCAACAUCGGUAGUGUUGCCUCUACUUCAACAGCAGUCUUGACCAAUCUCGACACAAGCUACAAAGCAUUGGUCGAGGAGUAUGACCAGUUGAUCGUGCAGUAUCAGGCAUAUGCCAAGAUGGCUGGAAUUGCUGAGAAACAGGUCGAAGCUUAUGCCUAUCGGCUUCUCUCCUAUUCGGUAAGGCUUGCGGUGGAGUGCAGCUUUAUUUUGCUCAACAUCGCAGAGGCCCAACACCUUGAAGAGUUGCAGGGCUUGCAGGUGCUCUUUUCGUCUCUUCUCGAAAGCAUCAUCUGGGGAAAUGUAGUUGCAGAUCUUCCAGAUCUUACCAAUGUUUGCCCGUUGCAAAAAGUCUUGACGGUGUCCAAGAUUUGGUUUGAAUUCGAGACCCAACUGCAACCGGUGCGAAAUCUGGAGACUUCUGUGAGCUCCGAAGGCAUCAUGGAUUCUGUUUGCCAGGCUUCACUGCUCCUUCGAGCCACUAUGCAGGCCUUCAUAGAUCAGCUUGAUCAGCCUGAUUGCAAUCCCUUGCAAGGUAUGGAUGCAGCCCUGUGGAGAAAUGGCAUCCAAGAAGUGAAUCGAUUCCGACAGCUGGUCGCCAAAGCCGCUCGCAUCUACAUGCAGGCCUUGGCCACCAGGGCGAGCGAUAGCAGCCAGGACGAGGAGCUCUUGGGGCUGACGAAGACUAUGUCAGAUGGGCAAGUGGCAAUCGCCAAUGCCUACAAAGGUUCAUAUCUUACGCAUGUACCAGUGGCCCCCACACAAGAGCUGGUGGAGUUGCUCAAGACGGUCUAUGAUGCAUGGCUCGGGUACAAACGCAACUUGGAACGAGUCAUACAGAAGGAGACAAGCAUUUCGCAGGAACAUAUGACCAACCAAAGCUUUGAGCUUGAUCGUCACCUCGAAGAGGUGGGCAUCCUCUAUGUUCGUGCAGCAAGUAACGCAGGGGAGUCACGGGCCAUCCUUUGGCAGUUGAUCCAGCAGAAUCGGGCAAUGCUGGAAAGCUUAGCGAAGGAGGCCUUAAUCAUCAGUGUAGGGGACACUGCUCAAGGAAAGACAGACAAGUUUGAUCUCAUGGCCAUGUCUUUCGAGAAGACUCAUUCUGAACUGCUACGUGGGGCUGGAGGCUCAGCAUUGGCAGCAGAGGUACCAGUUCCACGCACCACCGACGCGUGCAUUUUGAGCACGAUGGCCAAAGUGAAAACAGACUAUGAGGCCCUGAAGAGCAUUCUGAUCCAAAUGUACGGCUCCAAGGACUUCUUGAACAGUCAUCUUGGUUUCAUUGCAGCAGAAGCAGCCAGUCCGGUGCUGGUGGAUGCUUUCCUUGCUUUCAAGAGAGGCUGGGAUGAGUUCAGACCCUCAGAUGCCCUUCGAAUGCGGGAUCUGCAAAUCGCCUAUAUCUAUGCAAAUCCCAAUGCCGUCGGCUCGAAGGAUAAUCUGGAUCAUGCCCAAGGAGACGAGUAUUACCACCUUGCACACCAGCGAUACCAUCCCACCUAUCGAGCCAUUUUGUAUGAACGCAACUACUACGACAUUUUCAUCUUCGAUCUACAGGGGAAUUUGAUCUACUCCGUCUACAAAGAAUUGGACUAUGCCACCAACUUCUUGGCCCAUGGAAGUGGUGAAUGGAAGGACAGUGGUUUGGGAGAAGCCUUCCGGGCGGCCGUGAGGAACCCGGACAUCAUCAAUAUCAUCGACUGGAAGCCUUAUGGACCGAGCUCAGGUGCUUUGGCCAGCUUCUUAUCCACCGGCAUCAAGCAGGAUGGCCAGUUGAUCGGGGUCUUUUGCACCCAGAUGCCACCCGAGUCGAAGCCCGUGGAAGUUCGUGAGAUGCAACCCUUCUUGCAGACCGCCAUCAGUGUGAUCGACUCGGCAGUGGCUUCCUAUGCGGCAGGCUAUGGGACCUGCAACAUCGUCCUUGAUGCAAGGUCUUGGGAGAUCAUGAUGGAGGAGACCAAUCAGUUGAGGUGGAGGUUCUUCAAGACGAGCACCGAGUUUGCCCUGUUGACGCAUGGAUUCUCACAGAGUUGGCUCAAUGCAUCAGCGAUGGGCUUGGAAGAACACAAGAAUUACCUGGUGAUUGAGGCCUCCGAGUCUGGUCUGGCUGAUGCUCUGUGGAACUUCAAGCAAGCUUGGGAUGCCUUCAGAGAGACGGACGCCGAAAGACUUCUCAGUCUUCAAAUCGCUUACAUCUUGCUCAACCCCUUCCCCACCGGUGAGAAGGACAAGCUGAACCGUGCAGAUGGGAUUGAAGAGUACCAUGCUGUUCAUGCACAGUACCAUCCAACAUAUAGGGCGAUUCUCUACGAUCACAACUACUACGACAUCUUCUUCUUCGACAUGGGCGGCAACCUCAUCUAUUCCGUCUACAAAGAAUUGGACUAUGCCACCAAUUUCCUUGCAGAUGGACCCGGAGAAUGGAAGGACAGUGGUCUGGGUGAAGCCUUCCGAGCCGCUGUGGCCAACCCGGAUGGCAUCAACGUGGUGGAUUGGAAGCCCUACGGUCCCUCCAACGGCGCCUUAGCCUCCUUCCUCUCCACCGGCGUGCGGCGUGCGGGUCAGGUCAUUGGCGUCUUCUGCACGCAGCUGCCGCCGGAGUUCACGCCCAGGAACUCGUCGUCGCGGCUGCAGGAGACCGUGGAAGAGCUCCAGAACGCCUUGGAAGACUUCAAGUUCGGUGAGAGGAAGAAGUCAUUGAAUCCACCGGCCACGCAAGAGAUUUCCGAUGAACUGUUCCAACUCAGUGACACCUACGAGUCGAUACGAGGCGACCUCCUCGGAGCGCCAUCGAUGGAGAGCUUGAACCGAAUUCUCGGUCGGUCCGAUGACUUUGAUCGCUAUGCGAGCCGACUGAGUGAUGCGGUGCAAGAAAGAGCUUAUCAGCAAGAGCCAUCUUUGCAGGGUGCUAAGAUGCGACUUGCAGCUGAGAACUUGGCAAUCAUGCAGAAGAUUCAACGGAAUCUGGUGCUGAUCUACGUGGGUGGCUUUGAUUCUCUACGCGUGAGGCUGAUCACCAGCAUGACCAGAUUCGAACACAACCAGGCCUUGCUUCGAGAGGGCAAUCUGAAUCGAAGACUUGCCAUGAACGACAUACAACAGACAGGGUCUUUUGAAGGCCUUCAGCUCUUGGAUGCAGUAGACACUGCCUGGACUGCCUUAAAGCCAACAGUCCAAUCCAUCUCUCAGGGUUUGGCUGUAGAUCAAUCAGCCUUGAAGGGCAUUGUUGAGCUCGCAGAUGAUGCCAUUGAAGCGUCGCAAGCCGUGAAUCUCUACUUCUCCACCACGACCCGCACAACCACCAUGCUCGCGCUCGAAGUGCUCACGCCGUUGCCACUGACUGGGAGUUGGGCUGCUGGCACCACCUUCCGCCUUGCUGCACGCCUGGCUGAGGGAAUCAUCAACCAGGACCAACUGCUGCUCCCAGGCUAUCGAUUGCAGCACGUCUUCUUUGAUGACAAGUGCGACGAGAGUGUUGCCUCGGACGUUGUAGUGUCAGCGAUGGCUGCAAAGGACACCUACGUUGCCAUUGGUGGCAUGGGCUGUGACCAGGUCUGUCGGUCCAUUUCAUCCUUGGCGACAUCUUUAAGAUUGCCCUUUGUGAGCUACGAAUGCGCCUCGCCGGACUUCAGUGACACCAUCGCCUAUCCUGCAUUGGCCCGCAUGGGUACGGUGACCACUCCGGGUUUUUUGAACACGGUUCAAGCCUUGAAAGCGCAGAACGAUUGGAAGCAUCUCUUCGUCAUUUCGGGUGACCCCGCCUACUACCAGGUGGAAAUGGAGAGCUAUACCCAGAGCUUUCAAGACAUGGGAUUCAGUGUUCAGACUCUCAGUGCUUAUGAAAACCGUUGGAACGACAUCGAGGGGCGAAUGGCCACGGUGAAAGGCAGUACCAGCGGCAUGGAGCGUGUGAUCUUGGUCCUGGGUUCUGAAACCUUCUUCCGAAAGUUGAUUUGCGCGUCCAUCACCCAAGGACUUCAGUCCGGGAUCGUUUGGCUGUCCACGGGCACCUGGAGAGGUGAGUGGUGGAAGAAGACGGACUUGCUCACAUCAGCACACAGGCAAUGGCUUCGAGAAGAUGUGUUGGGUUUGCAACUGAAGCAAGCUUUUGCAGCCCUCAAGAGUGCCUGGGAUGAUUACUCACCCAGUGUGGAGACCACACGUCAGGCAUUGAUUGACCUCUACGUGACAGACCAGAAAGACGAGCUUCUGUCUGUGGAGGGAACACAGAAGUAUCAUGAGGUUCACGUCCAAUAUCAUCCAACCUACAGGAAGAAGCUCUAUGAUCGUGGGUACUACGACAUUUUCUUCUUCAAUUUGGAGGGCGAUUUGAUCUACUCGGUCUUUAAGGAGACUGAUUAUGGCACGAACUUCAAGGCCAGUGGCUCAGGACCGUGGAAGGAUUCAGGUUUGGGGCAAGCCUUUCGAGGAGCCUUGCAGGAUCCUGACAACCUUACUUAUAUCGAUUGGCAGCCCUAUGGCCCUAGUGCAAAUGCUCCUGCUGCCUUCUUCUCAACUGGUUUGAGGGAUGAGGAUGGCGUGCUCGUGGGUAUUUACUCCAUCCAGUUGCCACCUGAGUACGAGCGCUCCAUCGAAGAUCUUCAGCCCUCAUGCAGCUUUGAGAAGAUCACGGAAGCCUAUCAGGGUGCAGUGAAUGUGGCGGGUUUUGGCCGUCCCAUCGAGGAAAACAUUGAGAAGCCUUUGCCAUGCUUCAAAGGCUACAGUCCCCGGAGCUUUCUAUCCUUGCUGGCCCUACGCUUCGACACUGGCUACCCUGUAGGAGAACUGAGCACGCGAGUUGAGGACCCCUACGUGGAUGUGAAGGCUCAUGCCGUCGAUGCCACCUGCGCCUUCGCCUUUGGCAUCCAAUACCUCCUUCGACAGGGCCACAGCGUGGAGCAGAUUCAGAGGAGAGAUCCAGAGGUCUACAGGAAGUUUUCCGAGUACCUCCGAACGGAAUUGGACUUCGAGGGGACUUCUGGGCAAGUGAAGUUCGAAGGCAAUGACCGGAAGAACUUGCAAGUGGUGCAGCAAGUGGUCAACGGUGUCAUUCUGGACAUGGGCCUGAUUAGUGAGAAUGGCACUAGCAUCACGUGGAUUAGCAAUGGCACUACAAAUCUAUAUUGGCAAGAUGAGCCUGCUGAGGCCUUGGAACUCAUGUGGAUCCUUCACCCGCUCGCCAUGAUCUUCGCUAUUGGCUGCCCGUGUCUUUGUGGAUGUGUACUUGGAUACAGCAUUAGAGCUGUGAUGCAGAAGAGGAGCAAUGCUCAGUGAUGGAGGACUGACCAACCGCGACACUUCUAGAAGGACCCCAUGGGCUGAAUCACCGAAUGUGGAUCCAUUUGAUGGUCGCAUGCUGCUUUCUCCGAUCCGUUUUGAACGGUCACGAAUUCGUUUCCUGGAGAAUAUCGAAUCUAGGUAUAUCCUGGAGACUCAAUGGGCUGUGGGUCAGAACUGUAGGGACAACUUAUU